This is a messenger RNA of Centropristis striata (black sea bass), 2564 nucleotides long. RefSeq names its product saccharopine dehydrogenase-like oxidoreductase. The record is from RefSeq and is a predicted model, not a curated record. The transcript has 12 exons. NCBI's taxonomy places the organism in Eukaryota, Metazoa, Chordata, Actinopteri, Perciformes, Serranidae. Gene Ontology annotation, biological process: glycolipid biosynthetic process. The coding region runs from base 15 to 1301 and encodes 428 amino acids. Gene Ontology annotation, cellular component: mitochondrion; plasma membrane; lipid droplet.
ACCACAACGCAGCAAUGGCGGCUGUAACCUCCAGUAGACCGUACCAUAUUGUUGUUUUCGGUGCUACAGGGUUCACCGGACAGUUCAUUGUGGAAGAGGUCGCCCGGUGUGCUGCAGAGAGUCCCGGUAGCUCUCUGAAGUGGGCCGUGGCCGGGAGAAGCAGACAGCGUCUGGAGGACGUGUUGAAACGAGCCGCGGGGAGGCUGUCAAUGCCAGAGCUAAGGACAGAUAUUGAAAUCAUUGUGGCUGAUGUGUCUAUCGAGGAAUCGCUUGCUAUCAUGUGCCAACAAGGCCUGCUGAUUCUCAACUGUGUGGGACCUUACAGGUUUUAUGGAGAACCAGUGGUCAAAGCUUGUAUAGAAAAUGGAGCUCACUACAUAGACAUCUGUGGGGAGCCUCAGUUCCUGGAGCGCAUGCAGCUAGAGUACCACACUAAGGCGUUGGACAGAGGAGUGUAUGUGAUUGGCAGCUGUGGCUUUGACUCCAUUCCUGCAGACCUGGGUAUCCUCUACACACAGAAACAGUUCAAAGGAACACUGACCGCUGUGGAGAGCUUCCUGACAAUAAGCAGUGGGCCUGAGGGCUUUUCUGGCCACGAUGCAACUUGGCAGUCUGCUGUGUAUGGUUUCUCAGACAGUGGAUCCCUCCGCCAGAUGAGGAAGAAGUUUGGCCACCAGCCGCUGCCUGUGAUCGGGGCCAAAGUCAAAAAGAGGGGGUUUAUGUUUUUCAGUAAGGAGAUCGAGCAGUAUGCCAUCCCAUUUAUGGGCUCUGACCCCUCGGUAGUCAAGAGAACCCAGCGAUUCCUUUACGAGGAGGAACAGCAGUCACCAGUCCAGUACAGCGCCUACGUUGGGAUUGGUGGCCUGUUCUCAGUAGUUAAACUCCUCUGUGGCGGCCUAUUCUUCUGGUUCUUUGUGAAAUUCAGCCUGGGCAGGAAAAUCCUCACCACGUUCCCAUCACUCUUCUCCUUUGGCUUAUUCACAAAGUCUGGUCCAACCAUUAAGCAGAUAGAAGACACCUCUUUCAGCUUGACACUUUUCGGGGAGGGCUACUCAGAGGGUACUGAUCCCACACAGGGCCGACCCAACGCUAAGAUCUGCACUCAGGUCAUGGGAGCAGAGCCUGGUUACGUGGCUACAGUUACUGCUAUGGUACAAGCAGCCGUGACCUUGCUGAAUGAACUGCACUCUCUCCCCAGGAGGGGAGGCGUGUACACUCCAGGAGCUGCCUUCUAUAAAACCAGUCUCAUCGACCGUCUCCAUAACCGCAGCAUCAAGUUUUCCAUCAGAAACUACCCGUAGCCCCUGGAAUACUCUCACCACCUUCCACUUCCAGUAUAUUGUUUUGGUUCUGACGUCCACUGGAGAUGUGCCUGACCUUUCAUCCAGUCAUCAUUUCAGCUUUCACCCUGACUGAGACUGUAAAAUCCCAGAAUCCUAAAGCUAUUGCUUUCUGUUUAUUGGUUAGUCAACUAAUUUACUGAUUAGUUGAAUAAUCACAUUAAAAACACUAGUUUUGGAAUGAUACAGGACUGUUCAGCAGCUAGACUGAGCCUUCUAGCACCCUGUCAACAGUAUCAUCUAUGUUUUCUAAUCUAUGAAUGUAAGAGAAAAAAGAGUGAAAUUAAUUUAUGCCUUUUAAGUCAAUUUAACAAUUGUGGGGAAAAUGUGUAAUACAUUAAGGACAUUAUCUUGAAGAUAAAGUCUGGAAAUAUAUAUAUAUAUAUUUUAAUUAUUAUUAUGGUCAACACUUUCAUUGAAAAGACCAAAAACAAAAAUGAUUGUAUCCUACUAACAAGCAUCUGUGCAUCUAAAGCCUAAUAUAUCCUAUUCCUCUUAGCCAUAGAGCUCCAUUGAUUUCUGAAAUCUAAAAACACAACAGCAAAAUGCUGCAGAGACGACAUAUUUUUGUAGGCCAACCCAGAAGUUAAGAUCCACAAACAUCCAAUGGGAUUUGUCCAUUGGGUUUUGGAUUGUUGUAGAAAAUAAGCUCUGUGUCAAACAAUAUGCUCACGUGUUUGGUUCAGUUAGAUGAUCUUCACCAAUUAACUGUUUAUUUUUAAGCAUAAAUGUUAUUCCCAGGAGUUAAAAGCAUGAGCUCAGUGUCCUGCAACUGCCUUUUUAAAGACACAUGGAAGCUUCAAAAUAAGAAAGGUAUUUACUCCCUUAUUUAAUGGCAUAGAACAAAAUGUAACAAUCUUUGAAUGUUGCAUGAGCCACAGACCUUAUUUCAGGCAUUCUAACCCAAAAACCAUUCUAACACACAUCGACUUUGAGACAUGGAAACUGGAGUGUGAAAAUGCUAACUCAUUUCAGGGUUUUAGGACCUCUUUGUAAAACUCCAUGAGCCAUACUGUUGCAGAGCCAUGUUCCUUUGUUACCGGGAACAUCAUUCACUUCACACUGUAGUUUAUUUGAACUCAAUCACAGUCUCCUGCUGGGGAAAUCAUUGGUCUUUUCAUCUGAUUUGGUGAGACCAGUCUUAUAAUUUAAAAAGUCCUUUUUGGUCUUUAUACUUAAUAAUCACAGUAAAUGCACAAAAGAAUAAAAACAUAUCAUUUGUAA